AUGUCCGCAACUCCAGGUCGCCGCCGUGCGGCACCCGAGUCUCGCCCACCACGACCAUACACAUAUCAAGCCCCCGAGGCACCACUAACUGUGGAAGACCAGCGUCAAUUUGCAUCACUACUCUCAUCACAACACCUGCGUGACUUGCGCACUCAUCUCUCGUGGGCUAUUGACAAGCUUACGGCAUCAGGAGGCGAGGUGAAUGAGAGACUGGCUGAUGCGCGUGGUCGCUACGAGAGGGAGAAAGAGAAUCAACGGCGUCGGGGCGAGGAAGUGGAACCUGAUGAAGAGAGCGAGGAAUAUCAACGCCUUGCGGAGGAAGAGACUAAAGUCGAAGCUAUCACUGCGCGGUUGGAAGAGAAGACUCGGUCGAUUGUUGAUUGCAGUGCCCGGUUGCAGGGACUGACGGAUGCGAUUGGCGAGGUUGAGAAGGAGGAGGCAGAUGCCAUUCAGGCUGCUAUUGGAGUGAGACAGACUCGGUCUCGGCGCUCACGGCGCAAUGUCAAUGAGGAUGACGAGGAGGAGGAAGUUGAGGAUCCUCAGGAUGAUAGCUAUGAAGAUCCACAGGAGAAGGAGGCGAGGGAGCGCAAUGCGCAGAAUCCGCCUAGUAGCCGAAUUGUGGCGAAAAUUGCAGCCGAAACUGAGAAGUGGAAUGGCAUGUCUUUGACGGAGAGAUACGCCGGUGAUAACAACUAUAUCGGCUUCUACAAGAUGGUUCAUGACUCCAAAUUCCCAAGUGACGAUGUGCCACCUCUUCCUCAUUCUUCAACAUGGUUCUCGCAUAUGGAAGACCCCGCUCAGUCGAGGGGAGUAUCAACAAGGACUCGUCGGAAUCAAGCACCAGCAGAGGACGAUGACGACAUUGCCAUUCAGCGCGAGAGAGUCUCUCUCAAAUGCCCACUUACGCUCUUACCCUUUGAGGAUCCCGUGACUAGCACCAAAUGCCCGCACAGUUUCGAGCGCGAGGCUAUUGAAAAUAUGAUCAACAGCAGUAAGACGACAGUUGCGCCUCCGGACUCACGUCGCGGUCAAGGGCGGGUGAAAUACAUCAAAUGUCCUGUUUGUGCCACUCCGCUCUGUGGACAUGACCUGCGACCCGAUCCUGUUCUGCUGCGGAAGGUUCGUCGUGCUCAAGAGCUUGAAGAACGUGAGGCAGAGGAUGAUCACCUUGAGGAUGGCCGGAAGACCAAGGAUCGGAAUGAGGGGAUUGAGCUUGAUAGCGGUGACGAGAGUGAGGGUGAUGCCAUGGAUGUCGAUGCUAAGCCUUCGACCCAGCGGAUCAAACCGGAGCCGCUCAGUCAGCCUGCUCCUGUCCAGGUUGACAGUGGAGAUGAAGAGGAAGAGGAGGAAGAGGGAGCCGCUGAUGUGACUGCGGAUCUCGACGAUGAAAGCGAGGAACAAGAGGACGAAGAACAGGAUGAAGAGGAGGAAGGGGACACAGAAGGGCAAGUUCAAAGUGGGCAAGUAAAAAAGGGACAAGAAGGAGCUUACCAAGUUACGGACAAAACAGGUAUUGAGGGCGACAAUCAAGAUGAAGAAGACGAGGAUGAUGAAGAGGCGGAUGAAGAGGAGGAAGAGGACUCAGAAGGGCAAGUUCAGGGUGAAGAAGGCGAAGAUGAAAAGGAUGAAGCUUACCAGGAUUCGGAUGAAACAGACAAUGACGCCAGGGAUGAAGAAGAGGAGGAACGCGAUAUCCCCGCACAUGAAGAAGAGCCUCCAGAGAACAUUGUCCAUGAGACGGCUAACACAGAUGAGGAACGGGCUGAACAAGGCCACCCUGAACCUGCACAAAAAACAGGGGCUCUACAAGGACAAAGGAUUGGGAGUGAUGGCAAGAUCCAACAGCCAAUUCCACCCCCUGUCCAGGAGCAAAGCGACAAGGACAGCGGAGGACAGCCCGAUGAACAACAUACCGGGCUAGCCCAGACUGGAGCAAGCCAACCUGAGACCGUGGACCACGAAACAGCAGAUGCUGGGCUCCCCCAGACCCAAGCAAACGUGGCCCAUGAGAAAAACCAGUCUGGAGCUGGGAAUGGCGAAAAAGCAGACACCAAUCCGGCUCAGACUGAAGCAAGCGUGGACAAUGAGGAUGAUCAGACUGGUGCCGAGGACGAAACAGCAGACGCCGGGCUUGCGCAGACGGAAGCAAGUGUGGACAGUGAGAGCGAUCAGUCUGAAGCUGAUGGUCCAGAUGGCUCAUCUGCUUCCGAUGACUCUGACUCGGAUUCGGUUCAAUUGAAGGUCGAGGGUUGA
Messenger RNA from Penicillium salamii, 2253 nucleotides. Lineage: Eukaryota; Fungi; Ascomycota; Eurotiomycetes; Eurotiales; Aspergillaceae. The record is from the annotation of a GenBank genome assembly.